UUGCCAGCAUUGGAUCUGGUUCUUACAAGUAACCAGAAGGUACCGGUCACGUGUACAGCCCUUCGAAAUAUAAAUGCCAAUGUGCUGUGCAGCGUCAUAUGCGAAUUCCAUUAUGCGUUAGGUGUGCAAACCGAUUUCACAACACAAGCAAACUUCCUGCCCGAACUGCUUCUAUCAUAUCUUCCCAAGCAGAAGGAAUCUCAACCGGUUGGAGCACUUUCUUCUAAAGAAAAAUCAACGGAAAAAAGCGAAAACGAAGAGGAAGAUCAGCGAAAGUACGUCUGUACGGAAUGGAAGGUGGACCCAAAGAUACGCUUCAUCGAUAAAGUUAACGAAAACGAAGAGGAAGAUCAGCGAAAGUACGUCUGUACGGAAUGGAAGGUGGACCCAAAGAUACGCUUCAUCGAUAAAGUUAAGUGGGACCCACCGAUUUUCGAUCAUCGAAGAACGAUACCAAAAGUUGUGCAGCGGCAUUUUUUCGAUCAAUGCGAUCUUUUCGCGUCAAAAGCUCUUCUGUGCAUAGUUAAAAUUGCAAAAGAAGCUUCACUAAAAUCUGAUUCAUCAGUCGAUUACUUAUCUGAAACGAGGUGAUC
Molecule: messenger RNA, 593 nt
Organism: Gongylonema pulchrum
Lineage: Eukaryota; Metazoa; Nematoda; Chromadorea; Rhabditida; Gongylonematidae
Source: the annotation of a GenBank genome assembly